CGCGGAGGAGCUGCUGAUAUCUCGUAUUUGUAGUCUCUACGACGAUAUGCACGAUGAAGGAGGUCGCGCAAGGCGAUGAUACGCAAGCGCGGGGCCUCCGGCGGGAACCGUCUCUCCGGGAUAUGGACUUGAACACGCCUUCGAAGGCGCGUAAUCAUCUCAAACCUGGGAAUGUUACUCCGAGUGCAAGGGCGAGAGCUGUACGGACGCGCGACUCGAGUAACGAAGUUAUACCGGAUAGCGAGGAGGAGAGGAUGAACACUGGCACUCGAGAAGGUGGAGAGGACUUGAGUACCAAGACGAAAAAGGUCCUCGAAAUCAUCGAGAUAUCUUCGGACUCUGAGGACGAGCAGCCGAGACGUCCUACACGUGCAAAGCUCGGUGGCCUAGGGACUAAACAACCCACUGCUCCUGCGGCUACAACGACGACUGGUACGACGGCCAGAGGAUCUCCAUCCGUCUCUGCAGUGCGGCCUCGGAACAUGGAUUUUAUCUCAACUCCUGGGCAAUUUGGCUCAUCUAAGCAACGAGACAUUCCUCGGGAUGAUAGUCAAGUCACCGUGCAUAGCUCGACUACUACCCAUGUCUCCGACAGCCAGGAAGGGUCGAUAUUAAAAGCUUCUGCCGACGAACCAAAUAUCAUUGAACUCACUGACAGCGAUCCAGAGCCUGUCGACCUGAGACCGAAACCCAAGCCAAGGUCAAAGAACAAGGCAGUUUUGCCUCCUGCGCCAGAUGAACCGGUAUCAUCCGCAUCCAGGAUGUUACCGUUAUAUGCUGAUGAGGAACCUCGGGAAGUAGAUGACGGCUCGAUCCUGAUGCUGAAUGAGCCCAGGGCUGCGAGGACGCCGCUGCGCAAGAAGAAGGCACCUGGUGCAUCUACGCCAGCAGUGCCUUCUAGCGUCAGCACUCGCAGAGCUCCAACUACCCCAAGACGAGCUGUCAGUGCUGUGGAUAGUGAUUCCGAGGAUGUGGAAUCACUUCCGGCUAGCGGUAUGCUCCCGCAGACCCCGUCGCGCGCGGGCUCCUCUAGGACGCCCAGGCAACCGCGAAUGACGAAGAAAGCUCGCGAGGCAGCCGAACAUGCGGAGCGCGCCGCGUAUGCAGAAAAGCUAUUCAUUGAAUUGAAUCGUACUAUAUUUAAGGACAGGUUGCCUGCUGAUACUGAACUGGUGUGGAAUCCGAGGCUACUGACGACUGCUGGUAAAGCUAGGUGGCAUAAAUCGAGCGAUGGGACCAAGAGUGCAUCGAUAGAGCUUGCCAGAAAGAUACUCGACUGCGAAGAACGUAUUAGGUUCACGCUGGCGCAUGAAAUGUGUCACCUUGCUUGCUGGAUAAUCGACCAUGACCCAACAACAGGGCACGGCAAAAACUUCAACGCUUGGGCUUGUAAAGUCAUGCGCAAGCGACCAGAUAUCGAAAUAUCAACAAGGCACAACUACGAGAUUUCUUACAAGUAUGAAUGGCAAUGCCAGAAAUGUUCGAAGAUAUACGGACGGUUCAGCAAAUCUAUUAACCCUGAGGAAUGCGUAUGUGGUGCUUGCAGGGAAGGGAGGCUAGAGCCGCUCUUCACUACCCGAAAGAGGGCGCGCAAGACGCCGCAGACCAGCGUAGCGAGUCCUCUGGCAGCUGAGCGGGGUCGAGAUUCCCCUUACUCUCUUGCUCGGUUGCACAUUCCCGGGGAAUAUCUCCCAACGCCUACCCACAGUACGACCUAUACCGGGGACGGCUUCACUCUAGAAAGCGAUUUCCUUGAUUCGGAUAUCGAAGAUAUGACAAGGGCCAUGGACGCCGUUGAGAUAGGACUUGUUCUGUAA
Molecule: messenger RNA, 1817 nt
Organism: Gloeophyllum trabeum ATCC 11539
Lineage: Eukaryota; Fungi; Basidiomycota; Agaricomycetes; Gloeophyllales; Gloeophyllaceae
Exons: 13
Coding region: 54-1817 (587 amino acids)
Cellular component (GO): nucleus
Source: RefSeq, a predicted model, not a curated record